This is a messenger RNA of Nasonia vitripennis (jewel wasp), 3317 nucleotides long. It is a transcript of the gene SamDC, whose product is annotated as S-adenosylmethionine decarboxylase proenzyme. The transcript is spliced from 6 exons. Gene Ontology annotation, cellular component: cytosol. The record is from RefSeq and is a predicted model, not a curated record. NCBI's taxonomy places the organism in Eukaryota, Metazoa, Arthropoda, Insecta, Hymenoptera, Pteromalidae. Bases 835 to 1944 code for a protein of 369 amino acids. Gene Ontology annotation, biological process: spermine biosynthetic process; spermidine biosynthetic process. Gene Ontology annotation, molecular function: adenosylmethionine decarboxylase activity.
AGUCGCGCCGCUGUGGAAUGGAAACCGCUGAUAAACCUCAUGUCAGUGCGAAAACAGUACUUACUAUUCCACAUAUUCCUAGGCUUUUUUGCACAAGCAGCUCUUGCAUGUAACCUGCGCACGAAGAUUACUUUUGUCUCAUUAGUUUUAUCCGUUGGUCGUCGGUGCUUAUUUCUGUUCUCAUGUCAAUGCAUUUAUAAAGCUACCAUAUAAUAAGGGUAUCCAGUGCGUAUUAUCCUUAUGUAGGCUAUAACGCAUUAUAACAUGAUUUUUUUAUAUUAAGUAUUACAGAUGUGUGCGAUAAAACUGCAGUGUAUUUCCAUUUAUGUGCAGUUAAGAGUUCAAACGCAAUUAUACAAAUCAGACAUCAAAGCUCGCUAUAUAGCUAUAUAGAUAGAAAUUCAGUGAGAUGAAGCGAGAGAGGGGAGAGUGAGAAAGCGGCCGAGUAGAUAAUACCUAUAUAAAACCGAGACAACUCGGAGCAGUAGCUCAUUCGCGACCGAGUCGUCAACGGAGAAAGACGCCUGCAAGCAAAUCCAUAAGCCUGUUAAGAAAUUUAAUACAGCAGGCGCAUUUCGAUCUUGAUUCUUGAGCUUGGCUGUUGAUCAGCUUUCGUGAGAAAUCCCAAACGCAGUAAAUAGAUUUACACACGUGGGUUUGUGUGUUUGUGAGAGCGUGCGUUGUAAGUGAUAAUACAAAGGUAGCGUGCGACUUAACAAGUGCAAAAAUAAGUGACUUUAUAGGCAUCUAUUUGUUAUCGAUUCAGCGAAUUGCCGAAUUAAGUAGGUAUAAUAAGUGCGCGUUAGAACGAUCAACAAUAGCGGCUGGACAACCAUGGCGGAGUUUUUAGUUGACAGCAGCGAGAGCACGACCGAGCUGAAGACUAAUGGCAAGGUCGAAAAUGGUUUAAGCGAUAGCAACGAGGCAGUUGAAAGCGUGCAGUUCUUUGAGGGUGUCGAAAAAUUGCUGGAGAUUUGGUUUACUAGCACUGACGGCAAUAACAGCAAACGAGAUCUUAGACAGAUUCCCCGCCAAAAAUGGGAGUCACUUUUAAAAAUAGUUCGCUGUGAGAUUAUCAGUUUCUGUCGAAACGAUGUGGUUGAUGCUUACGUACUAAGCGAGAGCAGUAUGUUUGUGUCCAAGCGGAGGCUCAUCUUAAAAACUUGCGGUACUACAACACCACUACAAUGCCUGGAGCCUUUGUUGGAUCUUGUUGAAAGUUACACUGGUUUCGAUAAAGUAGAGGAUCUAUUUUACUCACGAAAGAACUACAAACGUCCGGAACUGCAAAUGUCUCCACAUCAUGCCUUCGAAGUGGAAGUAACGUUACUAGACACUUUCUUUCCUGAUGGCGAAGCUUACUGCUUGGGCUCGGAAGACAACGACUGCUGGUAUUUAUACACGCUGAAUCGUGAGAAGCCAAAGUCGCAGUUACAGAAUGGCUGUGAGCCUGACCAAACGCUUGAAAUUCUGAUGACGAAUCUUGACCCUGAUGUCAUGGCAAUCUUCACUCGUGAAAUUUGCUCCUCCGCUUCGGAAGCAACUCACAAAUCCGGCAUUGAUAUGCUUAUACCUAACAUGUUCAUAGAUGACUUUCUCUUCGAACCUUGCGGAUACUCAAUGAAUGGUGUCUCAAAAAGUGGAAGCUAUAUGACUAUCCAUAUAACACCGGAGCCGGAUUUUUCAUAUGUCUCCUUCGAAUCCAACAUUCCUGAAGCCUCGUAUGGGGAGGUAAUCGAGCGCGUUUUGAGGACUUUUAAACCUGGGAAAUUCGUCGUCAGCAUCUUCGCCAACAAGGAAUCAGUGGCGGCAGACUGUCCACGCGAACUCGAACAGUCUGAUAAUUUCGGUUUUGAAGUGGACUAUGUGCGAAACGAUGUACAGUAUUGUCGCUUUAAAAACUACGACCUAACUUGCGCGUUCUACUCCAAAUUUCCAAGCUGAGGGUUCAUGGACGCCCCGUCGCCGGCAGACAUUGCUUGUUGCAGCAACUGCAGUGCCCAUGCCGCCGGCUUUGACGAGGCGAACACCCUUGCUUCCUCUUCCCUGCCCCUCUCCUCAUCCUCUCUACCACCUUCCUAUUAUUUGCAAACAUCUCCCCAACUUCUCACAAUUAACUUAAGUUUAUCCUCCUUUAAAGCUAAUGAUUCGCCCCUCUCAUAUUAUUCUUCAUAUUCAACGUCAAUGUCUUCACAAAAAUCUAGCCGGUCAACUUCAUCACCACAACUAAUGAGCGCUAAAACUCGAUCCAAAGUUUAUCGCAGAGCUUCUCUCAAAUCUCUAAAUAGCUUACCAGCUCUUAUUUUGCCACUUCACUCAAAAAUCAUUAAGCUUUCUAGUAGCGAUAACAACAACGAUAAAAUACCAGAAUGCAUGCAGAGCGCCAAAAUCAACUGCACGCUGCAUGGUAAAGAACGAUUGGAUCUCUUAAAGCCUAGCGCUUCUUGUCUUCAUCCUUCUCCAAUCUUUCAAAAUAACAGUAAUAACAUUGACAAAUAUGAUUACCAACGUAACCAAAAAGUUUAUCGCCAUCAUCGAUACCCCCAUCACGUUCAACACCAGCAACAUCUGCAUAAAAAUAAAGUAACAAAUGAAUCAGUCGUACAACAAGAUAACCAGACCAAACAACAAUCCAAGGUCAAAAGCUGUGCCGCCAACUUCUUACCUAUUCUUUCCUUUAUACCUCAUACAGUGAUAAGUUUUCAAUAUCCAACUCCCAAGAUAAAAUUCUCAUGGUGGAGAAACAAAAUAUCGUGAAGACACGCCUAGACAAACGAUUGUUGAAGACUGUUUUUCUAGAUUGGCUUCUUUUUUACUAAGAUGCUGUUAUAAAGGCUAAAUUUGUUGUUCACAUUAUAUCUUCCUGACCGGAUGAUCACUAUGAUUUUAUUAUUGGUUACCGUCUGUUCAAAUAAGGAACGUUAAUUUGUUUAUCGUUUCCUUCUAGUUCCUCAAUUUCUUACUGCUUUAUGAGAAUUGAUGUGAUGUUCACCCCGUUGCAUGAUUACUAAUUACAAAGCACAUAUACAUAUAUGUGUGUUAUUAUAUCAAGCAUGCGGCAAUAAAUGUAUGGAAAGAAGAAAGUUUAAAUAUAUAUGUUCUUUUGACGUAGAUUAUGUUUUUAAAUUGUAGGCAUAAAAUGUUAUCUAGCACGAUGUAGCGUCAAAUAUGUAAAUGAAGAAUUUUUUUAAAUGUAUUUACAUUGUCUAUUCAUUUGAGUAUAUGUAAACAGAAACAUAAUUAAAUGUCGCAUGAUAAAUCAGUAGAAAACACUGUAGUUCCUAUGUCAAUAAAAAAACUCAUUUUAAUAUUAUACA